GCAGUGGCCAUAAACAAAUCCAACAACACAACUCCGACCGAACAUGUGGGAUUCGCGAGCUCCUUCAAAUAUUCUUCUGAUUUGAUUGUUGUUGUUAUUGUUCGACGUUACCAUUGAUUGAUUAUUUCAUAGCAUUUCCAAAAUGGCUAAAUUAAACUCCUGUUAUCCCCUGUGUCCCCUUAUCGAUAGAAGUCCUAUCGGUGUAACCUCAGAUUCUGACUCUGGGUGUGCAAUUGUAACCCUCGGUAAAAACAUUGUCAUUCGAUACACAUUAGCUGACCAGAAGCAGGCAAGCAGUUGGAGUAGUAAGGACAAACUUACAGCUCCUGUCAUAUAUGACCAUGUGGGGAAGAAAUAUGUUGCAGUUUUUAAUCAGAGUAUCAUCAAGGUGUGGGACAACACAGAUGUAGACCUGAACAAAUUAAAAAAACACAAGUUUGAUCAUCCUAUUCAUUCUUUAGUUAGCCGAGAGAGAAACGCUGAACCUGUAGUGAUAUUUAAAAAUGGUGCCUCAUUAUCAUUUUCUCAAGCCUUAGUAGACAGAAAAAAAAAUUUAUCAGGCUCUUUGCCAACAAAAAUGUCUAUUAAAGAGUGUUUUUUUAUCAGACUUGAUGAUAUUGGUUGUAUUGCUAUUGUAGCUGAAAAUGACAAGGGAGUGACUUCAUUUGUAAUUGUGGAAGUGGAUAGUGAAAGAAAGCCUCUUCACAAUAUACCAAUUGUUCGUCCAGACAAGAAACUUCUUGGUCUAACAACCAUGCAGGCAGAAGGAACUGCUUUUCUUGUAACGUUUUGGAGUGAUGGGCAACUCUUCUCUCUUCCUUUGGCAAAAAGCGUUAGAAGUGAAGAGGGUGUUGGCUCCUCCAUAUGUACUCUGAAUGCUGUUAGUGUGAAGAAUGCUGUUGCUAUGACUCAAAUAGCAACUAAUCACCUUGCUAUUUAUGGGGCAGACCCAAGUGAAGAAGGGGCAAUGCUUGUGAUUGUAAAUACCCAAUUCAUGCUGGUGCAGGCUCAUCAGCAUUACAAGAUGUUCUCAAACAACACAAAUCUUUGGACUAUUGGUCCAAAUUUGUUGCUGGUGGUUGGUCAUAGUCUGGCUGUUGUGCCUUUCCUAUUAGACACUGAACACUUGUGUGCUCUCAUUGGAACUCACAAGCCACUGCAAUUGACAGAUCACAAAGCAAGUGAAGUAGAACAAGUUCUGGAAAUGACAACUGUAUCUUGGGACAAAAAUAUUGGCAAAAAAGUUGCAGAUACAACAUUAAAAGACUUUCAGAAAAUGCAGCCAGUAAAUGUGAAAAUGCUUGCGGAUCAAGGAUACUCUCAAGCUAUGUUGUGUGAAAAGUUAGUUGCGUCAUAUCUUGAGGAAACAAAUCUUUCAGGUAUUGUCUGGCUGCUCCAAUUUUUGCCAGACUUUCCUGAAUCGGCACUUGUCACCGUUCUAGCUUUCUGCUUGGAUACUCCACCAGCUGCCUUCAGAAAAUUAAAAUAUGACAAACGUAAAUUUCAUUAUCUGAUUGAUAUGGAUGGUGAUAGCCAGAAUGGGCUUGUUGAGUUGUCAGACAAACAGCGGGUGGUUCUGGAUAUUAUCAUCAGGACGUCUUUCAGUGAAGCAAUCAUCUUGCCCCAUCUCCGAUCUAAACUAAACCUUCAACACUGUUUGGCAUUGCUGCAGUACAUCGCUCAAUGCUUGCCGCAGAUAAAAAAUACCACAGAUGCCCAGGCACUAAUGCGGUGGGCUGCCGUUCUGUUGGACAGCCACUACCAACAGCUUUUACUGUCUACAGAUGAAUGUGUUUCCAGCACAGUGCAUGCCCUCAAGGAUCUUGUGGAAUCCCAGGUGGAAUACAUAGAUGAGUUGAAAGUACUUGAUCCUAUUUUGAGAAGAAUACAGUCUGGUCAAGCAUUACAAAAACCUAAUAUUGUUCAAAAUAUGUUUUAUUCAAUAGAAACUUUGCGGUUGUACUAAUCCUACAUUUAAUAAACUGCAUUUGUGUAAAU
Messenger RNA from Thrips palmi, 1998 nucleotides. Its product is annotated as nucleolar protein 11. Lineage: Eukaryota; Metazoa; Arthropoda; Insecta; Thysanoptera; Thripidae. Bases 143 to 1966 code for a protein of 607 amino acids. Gene Ontology annotation, molecular function: RNA binding. Gene Ontology annotation, cellular component: nucleus; nucleolus. The record is from RefSeq and is a predicted model, not a curated record. The transcript is spliced from 10 exons. Gene Ontology annotation, biological process: maturation of SSU-rRNA.